Molecule: messenger RNA, 2862 nt
Organism: Cataglyphis hispanica
Lineage: Eukaryota; Metazoa; Arthropoda; Insecta; Hymenoptera; Formicidae
Product: CKLF-like MARVEL transmembrane domain-containing protein 8
Exons: 5
Coding region: 205-747 (180 amino acids)
Cellular component (GO): membrane
Source: RefSeq, a predicted model, not a curated record
UAAAAGCCUCCGUGCGCACGGACUGUGGUGAACAUACAACAGGUGUCCCGCAAUCGUCUCUUUUGCGAUACCGGUUCGGUUCUCCAUUUUGCUUCCCCCAUCUGUUUACUCCUCUUUGCCUUUCACUCCGGAACGAGUGAACAGAGAUACAGCCGAGCGUGGACGCGAGCGUGUGCUGAACCCAAGUGUGUGGAUCGGCGUAAUAUGAUGUCGGAGACCGUGGUGACAAUGGAUGGUUCCAGCAAUAACGCCAGCAAUAAUCCACGACAAGUACCGACGGUGAAGACGGAACCGGGUCAACCGAAUCCCCUAUCUGGCAUCAGAUUGAAUGUGGCUUAUUUCAAGACCAUACCCGGUAUUCUCAAGUUAACGCAGCUGGUUCUGGGCAUGAUAUGUAUGGCAUGCGCAUCUCCUGCAUAUUUAGGUGCGACGCACUGGUUUCUAUUUGUUGCGGUAACGUCCUUUAUAUCUACACUCAUAUGGUGUGCUGUGUACUUUCUGUCCCUUCGGGAAGUACUUAAGGUGCCCAUCAACUGGAUUUUAACUGAACUUCUAAAUACGUCUAUAAAAGCCGUGCUUUAUAUGAUUGCAUUCAUCGCCCAGUUGUCGGCUUGGACAGCUUACAGAAGUUCAUCCACCGUAUCAUCGAAUAUCGCUGCUGGAGUUUUUGGAAUUUUUAAUACCAUUGCAUACGCCGCCGGGGCUUAUUUCCUAUACAUCGAAUGGAAGAACACUAACAUACAAUGAACAUCGUCGGCCUACAGAGAAGCCAGUGGCAAUCAACAUCAAUAAUUGACACUAGGAUCUCCUCAUCCGUCUAAAGGUUUUGGCAUUAAAAUUCGAUAGGAACGUCAGCGCUGGGAGGAGCGGCUUAAAACUAGUCUAGCGUGAUCCUUCUCAAAUUGUGUAUAGCUUAAAGAAAGACUUUAUCAAUGUGUCUUAAAAUUAGUUACUUGUCGUGAUUGUGAUCGUUAGGACAGAACCCGCUGCCGUUUUGAGAAGGGUCGAUAAAAUCUCAAAAACGAGAAUAAAGUGUGCAACAAUCAAGAUACUAUGGCUGCGUUUCGAUAUUCACUGUCAGUAUCAAAAAUCUAUGGUAUACAUGACGCAAAUAUACGUCGUAUGUACGUGUGAACGUGAAUAACGUUAUAUAUUUUCAGUACUGGCAGUGAAUAUCGAAACGCAAUCUCCGAAGACGAUUAUAUUGCAAAAUCUUCAACACAAUUUGCAAAACCAUCUAACAUGCGCAUAUGUAAUUUUAUCUAAACUUAUAUAAAUAAAAAAGUGACAUUUUUUUAAUUAUUCUAUUUAGAAUGAAAAAAGUGUUGAAGAAAAAUGUUCUUUUAUAUAAAAAUUUCAAUAUUUCAUAUUAAAUGGGAAGGUUGAAUAUUAUAUAUUUAAUACUUGUAUUAAUGAAAAAAUAAAUAUCUGUAGAUAAGAUACACAAUGUGGUGUAUAUUACAGAUAAUUAUAUUUUGUGACGGAUAAUAUUCCUCAUCCAAUUUUUCAUGCAACGCUACUGUACUUUCGUCAUUAUUAAUAUUUAUUUAAAAUUUGUAAUUAAUGAAGUUUUAUUUUAUUAUAUAAUAAGUGGAAUUUAUAACAUCUAAUAUUAUAGGCAAAUUUAAUUUUUGUUAAACAUUUCUUAAGCAAAAUUUUUGUUGAAUUAUUUGUGAGACAUCAUUUCAUUGUACUUUAAUUUGGUAUAAUUUUUUGAAAAAUGAUAAAAUUAGUUUUAAAAGGCAUUGUAUCAUGUACGAUGAGUUCUUAGGGAAUAUCAGUUUCUUUCAAUCAAUAUAAAUUAUUAUAAAUUUAAUGCUUAAUUUUUAACCUGAAAUUAUUUAAACGAUUAAGAGAUUCACUUUGGAUGAUUAUAUUUGCCGGCAAUUUUCAGCAAGUAUCAAUUUAUAAACUUCUGAUGAUUCCAAUGUAUCAACUUCUCGUGCAUCUGAUACACAUGCGUGAAAUUUCUAACAUUAUUUUCUAAAACGUCAUUUAUUCGUACUUUUAUGCAUUAUAUUGCGAGAGAUUUUAUUUAUAUAUACAUGUAAUUCUUUAUACAUAAUAUGUAUGCAGAUAAGAUACCUAUACAAUAUUAUAUAUUUUCUCUACAUUGAAUGCAGUAUAACUUUUUUUUAUCUUUACAAUAAAAUUUUUUUUCUUUCCUAUUUGCAUGUAAAUCAUAAAUUUUAAAUACAUUAUGCGAAUCGAAAAAUAAGAUAUUUUUUAACAUUAUCCCAAACUUUUAUUUAAACAAAUAAAUAAAUAACGUUUUUGUUAAAAAAAAGUUUUUAACAAUAAAAUUAAGGUGAAAAAUUGCAAAAAAUAUCAAAAUAGAAAAAAAUAAUGGUGCUUUUCAACAUAAGUAGUAAUACAUACUUGCAUGAUGUACUCAAGAUUCAACCUCCAUAAAUUACCUAAAAUAAAAAAAUAGAUAUUUUAAAUUGGCAUCUUUUUAUUUUUACGUUUGUCACUUUUUGGUUCAUACCUAGUAUCUUUUUCCGAAUUUUUCUAUUUUUUUUAUCACAUAAAAAAACAAUUUUUUUUUAUAAAAAUUUAAUUUUUAAGUUCAGAUUUGUCUGGUUUAACAAGAAAUAAAUAUUUCAAAAAUUGUUUCCUUCUUCCCAAUAUUAAAAAAUAUCUUUUUCAAUUUACUAGAUUCUAAUAACUUGUUUCGACAGAAUCAAUUAUAGAAUUGUGCAUAUACUCUAUAAUUUUUUUUUUUAUUUUAUGUGAAGACAAAAUAUUAAGUGUCUUUACAUAUUUUUCAAGAUAAUUUGCAGGAUCUUCAAGAUAAUCUCGAAUCAUGUUGUGUAAUUCAUUGUAACGUUGAUUAAUUAAAGUGGACAUUACGUGUAGUAA